UGAAGCCAAACAAUUCACAAGCUAGCAUCUGCGACUUUAAAAUCUACAUUUAGCUCCGUUUUGCCUGCAAAUGUUUGAAAAUAGACUCGAUUAAAAAAAAUAAAACAGACAAAAUUACAAAAAAACCAAAAAACUUACUUUAGACGUCUGAGACCUCGUAGCUUCUAAAGUUAACGUUGCUGAACUAACACUCAAUAAUGUGUAACUAAAUCUGAAUAAAUUAAGGAAUUUCAGUCCCAAUUGUUGCUGGAUAGGAUAUUGUACAUUUUUAAAAGUGUUAGAAAUGUGAAUAUUAAUCCACGGUGGUGACAUUUGAGUGACAAUCACAUCAACUAUGGAUACCUGCAAUAGCUGCCAACCACCACUGGAGGGAGACAAAACCUCAUGUUGGACAAACCAUCGCCAAUGCAAGUAGCUGUGAACCACCGCUUGAGGGAGACAAAACCUCAUGUUGGACGAACCAUUUCCAAGGCAAGGCAAGUGCCUGAAGGACCCCUGCUGUGAAAGGGGAGGAGUCACCGGGGGGCCAGAGCAAAGUGUCCCCCCGAGCGAAGGAGCCCUCAGUCCCCGGCAGCAUGCGACCCGACACCCGCGACUAAAUGGACGAGAAGCCCGAGCUGUCUUGAGUUGUGUUGACCGACAGCCGCCGGUAGGAUGGCCGCCAACUUUCGCCUCGUCUUGUCCGCGCUGCUGCUCGCCGUCUCGCCGCCGCCUUCGGCCGCCUUGGAGCCCGCGGACCUGCUGUACGAGUCCGCCGUGCAGGCCUUCUACGCCGGCGACUACGGCGGCGUGGUGCGCCUCAUGGAGGCGGCGCUGGGCAGCCACGCCGAGGUCCGCCGCGCCAAAGUCCGCUGCCGGCUGAGGUGUCAGGACCAGCACCGCUUCCGGGAGGGCUUCACCGAGCUGGGCUUCUUCGACGUGGUUCUGCGCCGGGCGGCGUGCAUGGACGCCUGCGUGGAGGAGGCGGUGGGCGUGCAGUCCCUGCAUCGAGUCAGCGAGGACGUGGUGCAGGACUUCAACCGCAGGAUUCCUUACAACUACCUGCAGCUGGCCUAUCGCAAGCUGAAGCAGCCGGACAAAGCGGCGGCCGCGGCGCACACUUACUUCCAGGCCAAUCCGGAACACGUGGAGAUGGGUCAGGACCUGGAGCAGUACAAGGACCUGGAGGGGGUCAAGGAGGACCACUUUGUGGACCGAGAAGCUCGUCCUCACCAGCGCUCCUUUACGGCGGCUGUGACUUUAUACGACCAAGGCGACUACGAGGGGGCCAUCCAUCUCUUCGAGGACGCCCUGUUGGAGUACUACAAAGCGGACGUGGAGUGCCGGGCCCUGUGUCAGGGGCCACACAGGUUUGAGGGCUACGACCACCUUCGCUACCGCUACAGCCUCCAUGAAGUCAUAUCAGAUCACUUCACUCAGGUGCUGCACUGUGAACACGAGUGCGUCAGAGACCUCGCCACCAGGCCGGGCCGCCUGUCCCCCAUGGAGAACUACCUUCCUCUCCACUACGACUACCUCCAGUUCGCCUACUUCCAAGUGGAAAGGCUGGAGGAGGCGCUGCAGUGUGCGCUCAGCUACCUUUUGUUCCACGCAGGAGAGGAGUUCAUGACAGAAAAUGUGGACUAUUACAAAGAGGUGCUGGGACACGACCUCGGACCGAGAGAGGAGGCCGCCUGGUACCUCAGGAGGCACAAACAGGAGCUGGAGCUGCUUCUGAUUGGAAGUGAAACCAUGGGUGUGGACUUCGUUGAGGGGAACUACUGGAGCAGCUCAGGUGGGAGAGACAACACCAACAGGAUUCCAUCGGGCACGGACGGGGGGAUGGAGUAUGUUCCAAUGUGGGAGAAGAAGAAUGAGAGUGUGGUUGUAUCACAGCAUCUGAAAGAAGGUGGGCCGCUGCUGUAUGAAGGUGUGCGGGUGGUGCACGACUCCGGGGCCUUGAACGGGACCCAGCGGGUUCUUCUGGAUGAAGUCAUAACAGAAGAAGAGUGCUGGGCGCUGCAACACCUGGCGCACGCGGUCACCCUGGCGGGGGACGGCUACAGGGGCCGGAUGUCCCCUCACACGCCCAAUGAGAAGUUUGAAGGGGCCACCGUGCUGAAAACCCUGCAGUACGGCUUCGAGGGCCGGGUGCCCAUGAGGAGCGCCCGCCUCUUCUAUGACGUCAGCGAGCGGUCCAGACGCAUCCUGGAGUCUUACUUCCUGCUCAACUCCACCCUGCACUUCUCCUACACUCACCUGGUGUGUCGCACCGCCAUCACAGGUCAGCAGGACCACAGGAACGACCUGAGCCAUCCCAUCCAUGCUGACAACUGUCUGCUGGACCCUGAGGCCAACCAGUGCUGGAAGGAACCCCCGGCAUACACCUACAGGGACUACAGCGCACUCUUGUACCUGAAUGGAGACUUUGAAGGCGGAGAAUUCAUAUUCACAGAGAUGGAUGCUAAAACUGUGACAGCGUCAGUCAAGCCCAAGUGUGGCAGGAUGGUUGGUUUCUCCUCGGGCGGCGAGAACCCUCACGGCGUGAAGGCCGUCACCAGCGGGCAGAGAUGUGCCGUGGCUCUCUGGUUCACCCUGGACCCUCUCUUCAGAGAACUGGAGAGACUGCAGGCAGAUGAAGUGAUCCAGGCUCUGGACUCGGAGUCUGUGUGGCAUCAAGGUCUGGACAUCAACCCUAAAGAUGAACUAUAGUGGCACUGCAGGGAUGUUAUUUAUUGUUAAAUACUUUUAUUUUUCUACUGUUUCAAAGUGCAGGUUCAGUGAUAAAUGGGGUGUUUGUUUAUGUGUGUGCGUGUAUGUAUGUGUGUGUGUGUGUGUGUGUGUUCUUGUAUUUCUACCCUUCCGGAGACAUGAAGAAGGAAAAGUAUCUUCCAUAUGAGGAGGUGUGAACAAGUGAUGACAUAAAUAACAUUGCAUCUAAUAGAAAAUGUCUCAUUUGCACCCCUGCUGGUGGUGACAUCUACCAAAAUGAGGGUGGUCCCAAAUUGACUGGGUGUCGCUUUUAAAAGUGCACUCCCUCUGGUCAACAUAUGAAAUAACAAGUGUGUGUAAGAAAUUGAAAUGUGCCCCCUUUUUGGACAAAAUUAAUAAAUAAAUAAAAAUGUAUAUAGAGACAUACUGUAAUAACUUGAAGUAAAUAAUGAAAAUUAAAUACCAAUUCUAAACAAAAAAUACAAACUACAUCAAAUUAACUAAAAGCAGUAUUUUUCCUCACAAUGUGUCGACAUUUUACGUAUAAAAUCGGGAACAAUUACUCAUACUUUUUCUGUUUCUGUAAUAUUGCAAUAUUUUCUCGUGAAAUUAUAACUUUUUUUAUGUAAAAUUAUGACGUUUGUCAUAUAAAAUUCUGAUUUUUAUCACAAUAUUGCCAUUUUUUUGUUGUAAAAUAAUGAAUUUUUUUUAGUAUAACUAUGGCUUUAGUCAUAAUUUUGCCAAGUAAAAUUCCGAUUAUUAUUAUAACAUUGACAAAAUGUUCGUUUUCUUCUAAGAUUUUGACUUUUGUCGAGUAAAAGUACAACUUGUUUCAUAAAAUUGCCAACAUUUUAAGCUUUUCUUGUAAAAUGGCCACUGUUAUUGAGUGAAAUUCCAACUUUUAUCAUAACACUGCACAAAUGUUCAGUUUUUCUUGUAAAAUUUGGACUUGAGUUGAGUAAAAUGAUGACUUUUCUUAUUAUACUGACAACAUUUUACGAUUUUUUCGUGAAAUUGUGACAUUUUUCUCGUAAAAUUCCAACUCAUUUUUCCCCACAAGCUAUUUUAUAUUUGCAUAGUAUGUAUAUAUUAUUAAUGUUGUAAAUACACAUCUUUAUACAUCUUAAAAAAAGGGUGGUCCUAAAGAGGGAGGCAUUUUUCUCAGGUCUCAAGGGUAACAAAUACAAGAGUGUGUGUUUCUGUUUGUGUUCUUGUAAUUCUAUCCUUCUUGAGACAUGAAUAGGGAAAAGUAUCUUCCAUAUGAGGAGGUGUGAACAUAAAUCAUGGUCCCAAUAACAUUGCAUCUAAUAGAAAAUGUCUCAUUUGCACCCCUGCUGGUGGUGACAUCUACCAAAAUGAGGGUGUCCCAAAUUGACUGGGUGUUGCUUUUAAAAGUGCACUCCCUCUGGUCAACAUAUGAAAUAACAAGUGUGUGUAAGAAUUGAAAUGUGCCCCCUUUUUGGACAAAAUUAAUAAAUAAAUAAAAAUGUAUAUAGAGACAUACUGUAAUAACUUGAAGUAAAUAAUGAAAAUUAAAAACCAAUUACAAACAAAAAAUUAAAACUACAUCAAAUUAACUAAAAGCAGUAUUUUUCCUCACAAUGUGUCGACAUUUUUCUUAUAAAAUCGGGAACAAUUACUCAUAUUUUUUCUGUUUCUGUAAUAUUGCAAUAUUUUCUCGUGAAAUUAUAACUUUUUUUAAUUUAAAAUUAUGACAUUUUUCAUAUAAAAUUCUGAUUUUUAUCACAAUAUUGCCAUUUUUUUGUUGUUGUAAAUAUGACUUUAGUCAUAAUUUUGCCAAGUAAAAUUCCGCUUAUUAUUAUAAUAUUGACAAAAUGUUAGUUUUCUUCUAAAAUUGUGACUUUUGUCGAGUAAAAGUACAACUCGUUUCAUAAAAUUGCCAACAUUUUAAGCUUUCUUGUAAAAUGGCCACUGUUAUUGAGUGAAAUUCCAACUUUUAUCAUAACACUGCACAAAUGUUCAGUUUUUCUUGUAAAAUUUGGGCUUGAGUUGAGUAAAAUGACGACUUUUAUUAUAAUACUGACAUUUUUUUUUCGGGAAAUUGUGACCUUUUUCUCGUAAAAUUCCAACUCAUUUUUCCCCACAAGCUAUUUUAUAUUUGCAUAGUAUGUAUAUAUUAUUAAUGUUGUAAAUGCACAUCUUUAUAUAUCUAGAAAGGGUGGUCCUAAAGAGGGAGGCAUUUUUCUCAGGUCUCAAGGGGGUAACAAAUACAAGAGUGUGUGUGUGUCUGUUUGUGUUCUUGUAAUUCUAUCCUUCUUGAGACGUGAAGAAGGAAAAGUAUCUUCCAUAUGAGGAGGUGUGAACAUAAAUCAUGGUCCCAAUAACAUUGCAUCUAAUAGAGAAUGUCUCAUUUACACCUCUAUUGAUGACUAUCAGAAUGAGGGUGGUAUCAAAAAGGACGGAUUUUUUCAAAUUGUGUGUCGAUUUUAAAAGUGCUCCCCUCUGGUCAACAUAUGAAAUAACAAGUGUGUGUAAGAAAUUGAAAUGUGCCCCCUUUGGCCAAAAUUAAUUAAAAUACAUACAGAAAUAUGUAUAUAGACAUACUGUAAUAACUUGAAGUAAAUAAUGAAGAUUAAAAACGAAAAAAACUACUCAGUGGCCUAGUGGUUGGACUCUCCACCCUGAGAUGGGUAGGUCGUGAGUUCAAACCCCGGCCGAGUCAUACCAAAGACUAUAAAACCGGGAGCCAUUUCCUCCCUGCUUGGCACUCAGCAUCAAGGCUUGGAAUUGGGGGUUAAAUCACCAAAAAUGAUUCCCGGGCGCGGCCACCGCUGCUGCUCACUGCUCCCCUCACCUCCCAGGGGGUGAACAAGUGGAUGGGUCAAAUGCAGAGGACAAAUUUCACCACACCGAGUGUGUGUGUGUGUGUGUGUGUGUGACAAUCAUUGGUACUAUAACUUUAACUUUUAGAAAAAAUGAAAACUAACAAAAAACAUACCUUUUUAAUAUUUGCAUAGUACGUUAUGUAUUAUUAAUGUUGUAAAUACAAAUCUUUAUAGAUCUAGAAACGGUGGUUUAAAGAGGUCGGAAUUUUUCUCAGGUCUCAAGAUGGUACGAAAUACAAGUGUGUGUGUGUAUGUGUGUGUGUUUGCUGUGUGUGUGUGUGUGUGUGUGUGUUCUGGCAAUGCCGACAUAAUGGGGACAUGGCUCUGUUUACAAAGUCACCUUUAGGGGAGCUCUGACGGUACGGGGGCAAAAAAAAAACAGGUCCCCUAAAGGGAAACCUAUUUAAAUGAUAGUCAGACCCAUUCUGAAGAUGCUUAAGUGAUGACUAAUGAGUUUGUAUGUUAUUUCUGUGGUUUAAGGUAAGAUAAGAUAAUCCUUUAUUGAUCCCACAACAGGGAAAUUUGGGUUACUUUGUUUACGUGUUUCAAAUAUUGGUAAAAGAGAAACAUUUUAUUUUUUUGAAAAGUGAAAACCUGGCAUAGUACUGUGAUUCUCUAUGGUAUCCAUCCAUGGUUAAAACUAAUAUAUUUUUCCAAAAACAAAAUCUGAUUUAGUCUUCCUUAUGAUGACAUGUUCAUACAGCAUGAUUAUAAAACAUUAUAACCUUAAAGUAUGAUUCACAUUCAGAAUGUUCCAUCCUUCUAUUUAUGGUAGUUGGAGUUGCAGACGACUUCAUGACUGCUAAAUAGCAGUUUUCAAUAAUGUCACAGAAGAUGCAGGAUUUGCUUAAAUGGUCCUCAGUAGUCACGAACAAAUUUGUGUGAAUCAUGCAAAAUUAUUUAAAUUGAAUCCCCAUGAACCAUAUAAACUUUCCCCCAGGGUCCCCAGUAAGAAUGAUCAGCACAUUACUUCAUCAAUCCAGAGAUUUAAAGACGUGUGUGAGCUAACUGGGCAGUGGCCAUUUUACCUAAUUUUUUUAUGCCUCCACAACCUUUGGAUAGGGUGGUCCCCACAAGUACUGAUCAACAGUUUUGUCCCCACCUCCACAACCUGUAGAAAGGGUGGUCCCCACAAGUACUGAUCAACAAUUUGGUCCCCACCUCCACGACCUGUAGAAAGGGUGGUCCCUACAAGUUCUAAUCAACAAUUUGGUCCCCACCUCCACAACCUGUAGAAAGGGUGGUCCCCACAAGUUCUGAUCAACAAUUUGGUCCCCGCCUCCACAACCUGUAGAAAGGUUGGUCCCCACAAGUACUGAUCAACAAUUUGGUCCCCACCUCCACAACCUGUAGAAAGGGUGGUCCCCACAAGUACUGAUCAACAUGUUGGUCCCCACCUCCACAACCUGUAGAAAGGUUGGUCCCCACAAGUACUGAUCAACACGUUGGUCCCCACCUCAACAACCUGUAGAAAGGGUGGUCCCCACAAGUCCUGAUCAAAAACUGGGUCCCCAUUCCAAAUGAUAGCCUGUGUGUGUGUGUGUGUGUGUGUGUGUGUGUGUGUGUGUGUGUGUGUGUGUGUGUGUGUGUGUGUGUGUGUGUGUGUGUGUGUGUGUGUGUGUGUGUGUGUGUGUGUGUGUUUCUUUAGCUGUUUUUUUUUUUUGCCGUGUUUUAAAGUGUUUGCCUUCUAAAAAUGCACUAACUCACACAAAGUCAGCGCUUCCUGGUGACAUUUCGCCCGAAAGCCACUUUUGUGCGAGCGAUGUGCGUCUCACUGAUCAGGUUUGAGGUUGCCAGUUGUGUGUUGUUGGGAAAUAUUGUUUUUUUAUUUACUGUCUGAAAGCGAGUACUACUUUAGGUAGUUUGUACUACGCCACUAAUGGUUGUCCUGCAAGUGCACUGUUUUCUACAUCAUAUAGAUUUCAAGGAGCGCUAUUUCAAAAAUAAAUGUCGUCGUAAUAAAGCUGAAUAUUGUUUAUAUUUAUACCAAUCAUGCACUCUCCUUAAAAAUAGUGUGUGUUGUUUUUAUUUAUGUUUGAAUACUAGUGAGACAGCUGCUGUCGCGACUGUCUGUCUACUUUUUUUUUUCAUAAAAGAUGUCAAUCGUUCCUGUUUCAAGGAAUAUGAUAUACAGUAUGUGUGGAUUUUAGAGUCAUGCACUGUGAAUCCGAUGUGGAAAUGUGUGUUUCCAAGGAGAAUUGUACCUGUAAGGCGAGUUUUGACACUUUUCUUUUCACUGAUAUUUAAAAAUGAAAUGCACAAAAUGAAAGUGUACAGUAAGCCAAAUAAAUUAUAAACUUUUAGUAUCAAA
Molecule: messenger RNA, 7848 nt
Organism: Nerophis ophidion (straightnose pipefish)
Lineage: Eukaryota; Metazoa; Chordata; Actinopteri; Syngnathiformes; Syngnathidae
Gene: p3h2
Product: prolyl 3-hydroxylase 2
Exons: 17
Coding region: 655-2691 (678 amino acids)
Biological process (GO): collagen metabolic process
Cellular component (GO): endoplasmic reticulum
Molecular function (GO): L-ascorbic acid binding; procollagen-proline 3-dioxygenase activity; iron ion binding
Source: RefSeq, a predicted model, not a curated record